This is a messenger RNA of Lodderomyces jiufengensis, 1617 nucleotides long. RefSeq names its product guanine nucleotide exchange factor (gene SEC2). Gene Ontology annotation, biological process: exocytosis. The record is from RefSeq and is a predicted model, not a curated record. Gene Ontology annotation, cellular component: cell tip; Golgi to plasma membrane transport vesicle. Lineage: Eukaryota; Fungi; Ascomycota; Pichiomycetes; Serinales; Debaryomycetaceae. The transcript has a single exon. Gene Ontology annotation, molecular function: guanyl-nucleotide exchange factor activity. The coding region runs from base 1 to 1617 and encodes 538 amino acids.
AUGACUUCAGUUGAAGAUGAUGAGAAAAGGUUAGCUGAAGAACUUGCUAAUCUAUCAACUAGAUUAAUGACUGAAGUAAAUAAACAAGUUGAACAAGAAGAGACUAUUUUGAAUUUACGUAAAACUAUCAAUAGUCUAAAAGAAGCAAAUAAAGUAUUGAUAUCAAGUGAUGAAAACUACAAGCUAAUAUUACCAAAAUAUCUUAAAUUACAAGAUGAAUUCAAGCAAACAAAUAUCAAAAAAGAAGUUGCAGAGUCAGAAAAUAAAAAAUUAUCAGCAGAAGUUGAAGAUUUAACAGCAUCAUUAUUUGAUGAAGCAAAUACUAUGGUUUCUAAUGCUUCAAGGGAAACUCAUAAUUUCAAAGUUAAAAAUAAAAAAUUGUAUGAAGAAAUUGAUGAAAAAAAUAUCAUAAUAAGUAAUUUACAAGAUCAAUUACAAGAUUUGAAACAAAUGUUUAUUAAAAUUGAAGAUCAAGAAAGAUUAAAAUUAUACACAAGCAAUCUCAAUACACCGGUUCUAGAACAAGAAAAUCAGUUUGAACAAAUAAAUUUGGAGGAGGACGAGACAACAAAAGAUCAAAAGAAUGAAACUAUUGCAAAUAAUGAACCACCAUCAACAACAACUUCAAAUAGUAACAAUAUAGUAGCAGACUAUGAAGAUUUACAAAUAAAAGAAUUAACAAAUAACCUAAUCACAUCACACAUUUCAUCAAUAAGAUUUGAUUUAAACAACUAUAAUAAGGACUUUAAAGGUUUCGUAUAUACAUUAAUAAAACCAGAUUUUAUAUUAGAUCAAACUCACCUAAAAACUUUAAAUUUUUAUAAGCAAAUAUGGACUAAUGAAAUUGAAAAUUUAAUCGAAUUCAUACCAAAUUUACCACAAACUUCAAUAUUAAAUAGAUGGCAAAAAACAAAAGUAUUUUGGACUUCUUUAAUUGAUGGUCGAGUUUCCAUUGAACCAAUUAAAGGUUUCCAUGACAAUUUUAAAAAUUCAACAACCACCAUAAAUCCAGAAUUAAUUAAAAUUGCAAUAAAAGAACCGUGUGGCUUUUGUGGAGAAAUAAGGUCAAAUAAUUUUGAACAUUGUAGAUUAUACAACUACAAGAUUUAUGAAAUUGAUGACUCCUUGAUAGCACUGUUUCCAUUAUGUAAUUAUUGUUUAACAAAAUUAAGGAAUUUAUGUGAUUUGUAUGCUAAGAUUAGAAUUUUAAAAUCAAACAUUUAUAAAUUAAAACAAAACAAUCAAUUUGAUGAAUAUGCAUAUGUACCAACUGCUGCUUCUAAUUUUUAUAAAAGAGCAAAUUCAAAUACAUCAACUAAAGCUCCCACAACCACCACCACUAACAAUAGCAAUAGUGUUCCACCUCUGCCUGGUAAACUAGAAAGACAAUCAUCAUCAACAUCAACUACUCCUCAACCAGAAUCUACACAAUCAUCAUCGGUCAAUUCAUCAACUUCAACAAUUAUAAAUUCAGAUUUAAUGAAUUCUCAUAUUCAUGAGAUCGAUUUAGAUGAAGUUGAAGAGAAAAAAAUCAAAAAAGUAUACAUACAAUUUUUAAUUAUCAGAUUAAAAAUAUUUUAUAGUAAACUUGGUAUAGUAAAUGGUUUAAGUAGUUAG